Nematolebias whitei (Rio pearlfish) is the source of this 1204-nucleotide messenger RNA. It is a transcript of the gene asl, whose product is annotated as argininosuccinate lyase. The record is from RefSeq and is a predicted model, not a curated record. NCBI's taxonomy places the organism in Eukaryota, Metazoa, Chordata, Actinopteri, Cyprinodontiformes, Rivulidae. Gene Ontology annotation, molecular function: argininosuccinate lyase activity. Gene Ontology annotation, cellular component: cytosol.
UGACGUCACCGAUGACGCGUUUUAACCGUAAUAAAACCAGCAGCUUCAGCCUCGUGUCUGCCGCUGGCCUCCAACCUCCACUCGGAUAAGUUAUACCACCUGAAAAUAAACAAAAUAAAGACGUCUUCCGGCGGGAAAUAUGGCGAACACAGAGGGAAGUAAACUUUGGGGAGGUCGUUUUGUGGGAGACACGGAUCCAGUCAUGGAGAAGUUCAACUCGUCCGUCGCUUAUGACCAGAGGAUGUGGGACGCAGACAUCCGAGGGAGCAAGGCUUAUGUCAAAGCUCUGGAGGAGGCGAAGCUGGUCAGCACGGAGGAAAUGGAGCAGAUCUUACAGGGGUUAAACCAGGUUUCUGAGGAGUGGUCAAAAGGUGUUUUUGUGCUCAAACCUGAAGAUGAAGACAUUCAUACUGCCAACGAGCGCAGGCUUAAGGAGCUGAUCGGCGCUGCAGCAGGGAAGCUGCACACGGGCAGGAGCAGAAAUGAUCAGGUGGUGACUGACAUGAGGUUGUGGCUGCGAGAUGCUAUCACGACCCUGUCGAACUAUUCCCUGCAGCUCGUGUCGACCCUGGUGGAGCGGGCAGCGGUAGAAAUUGACGUCCUGUUCCCGGGUUACACCCACAUGCAGCGAGCUCAACCAAUUCGAUGGAGCCACUGGAUUCUAAGCCACGCCGUCGCUUUAAGCAGAGAUGUGGAGCGGCUCCUGGAGAUCAAGAGACGAGUGAACGUCCUACCUCUCGGCAGUGGCGCCAUCGCUGGGACACCAUUUGACAUCAACAGGGAGCUUUUGAGAAAAGAGCUGGGAUUUGAUGGCAUCAGUCUGAACAGCAUGGACGCCACCGGCCAAAGAGACUUUGUCGUGGAGUUUCUGUUCUGGGCUUCACUGUGUUUGACCCACCUCAGUAAGAUGGCCGAGGACCUCCUGUUGUACAGCACCAAGGAGUUCUCCUUCAUCACACUCUCUGACGCCUACAGCACAGGCAGCAGUCUGAUGCCUCAGAAGAAGAAUGCUGACAGUCUGGAGCUGAUUAGGAGUAAAGCAGGUCGUGUUUUUGGCAGAUGUUCAGGCUUCAUGAUGACGCUGAAAGGCCUGCCCAGCACCUACAACAAGGACCUGCAGGAGGACAAGGAGGCCAUGUUUGACUGCUAUGAUACUGUCCAGGCUGUGCUGCAAGUUACAACUGGAGUCAUGUCCACUCUUAAG